GUCAGGUCUUUCUGAUUCCAGUUCUGGUGCUAUAUCCACUGCACUAUCAGCUGCCUCCAGACUACACAACACACAAACUGGAUACCAGGCUGCUCACCACAGCACAAUGUCUGAUCCCUGUGUAAAGCGGAAGUGAACCUGAGUGAAAGGGGGAGGUUCCCCUUACCAUCACAGACAGAAUGACCAAGAUGAGACUCUUGAGACUUUGGAUUGUCCUGGGAUCUGUCUUUAUGAUUCUUUUGAUCAUUGUUUACUGGGACAAUGUGGGGACAGCACACUUCUACUUGCACACAUCAUUUUCCAGACCUCAUCCUCCGGGGGUCCUUCCCACCACUGCAAAGGAUGAAGAAAGAGAAUUUGUAUCAGAUGUAGAUGAAUUUCUAGAUAAACUGCUUAGUUCUGGUGGGAGACAGAAUGACCCUUUGAGAAAAAAGACUGAGCAGCCUCCUCUUCAUGGCUCUAGUAAACCUAUUCUGGGCAAUAUGGAAGAGAGUGUGAGAGGUUAUGACUGGUCUACCCGUGACGCUAAGCAGAACCCAGAUCAGGAAAAACUCCAGGCAGAGAGGAGAAAUAUGUUGCGGGAAUUUUGUGCCAACUCCAGCUUCAUCUUCCCUACCAAGAAUCGUUCAUUUGAUGACAUUCCUAAUUAUGAAUUGAAUCACCUAAUUGUGGAUGACCGCCAUGGAAUCAUUUAUUGCUAUGUGCCAAAGGUGGCCUGCACCAAUUGGAAACGAGUGAUGAUCGUUUUGAGUGAGAGCCUCCUGGAUCAAGGAAUCCCAUAUAAAGACCCCUUAGACAUUCCCCGGGAACAUGUUCACAACACUAGUACUCAUCUCACUUUCAAUAAGUUCUGGCGGCGAUAUGGGAAGUUUUCGCGCCACCUCAUGAAGAUUAAGCUGAAGAAGUAUACUAAAUUUUUGUUUGUCCGUGACCCCUUUGUGCGUCUCAUCUCAGCCUUUCGGAGCAAGUUUGAGCUGGAGAAUGAUGAGUUCUACAGGAGAUUUGCAGUUCCCAUGCUGAAACUGUAUUCUAACCACACUAGCCUCCCCACCUCUGUCAGUGAGGCCUUCAGUGCUGGACUGAAGGUCUCAUUUCCUGACUUCAUCCAGUACUUAAUUGACCCACGGACAGAAAAGCUGGCACCCUUCAAUGAGCAUUGGAGACAGGUGUACCGCCUGUGCCACCCUUGCCAGAUUGACUAUGACUUUGUGGGGAAGCUAGAGACUCUGGAUGAAGAUGCAGCCCAACUGCUGCAGCUUCUCAAAGUGGACAAACUGCUUCAUUUCCCCCCUAGUUAUCGGAACAGGACUGCUAGUAGCUGGGAGGAAGACUGGUUUGCCAAAAUCCCUCUAGCCUGGAGACAACAGCUUUAUAAGCUUUAUGAGGCUGACUUUGUUCUCUUUGGGUACCCCAAGCCUGAGAACCUACUUAAAGACUAAGCAACAGGGGAAAAACUCCCUCAAACCAAAAAACUUGUAUUUUUAUUUUAAAAUAAAAUUAAGGAUCUGUCACAUCGUGAUUUUUUUUCCUGCUGAAGACAGAACAAUUACGUAUCAUGGAUAUAUACAUAUAUGCACACAUACAUACAUAUGUACAUGUAUAUAUAUGUAUGUGUGUAUGUAUAUAUUUUCUCUCUUAUUGCUUUUCUCUCCCUGUUUGCACACUUCUAGGAUGCUCCUACCAGUGGAGCCAAAGAAAAAUCUGGAAUUGACUGUAAACAAUCCAAUUUUUAUUUUUUAAUAACCUAGGACUUUGCAAUCGGGACACAUUCUUUACUCCAUUGCCUAUGUUCUUUGAGUUCCUUUGUUAAUAUUGUUUUAAAAAUUAAUAUAUUUCAGAUAUUUAAUAUGAAAUAUGGAAAAGGAAAUGAUGGAGUAAAAUAUCACAUCUGGUU
This is a messenger RNA of Trichosurus vulpecula (common brushtail), 1894 nucleotides long. It is a transcript of the gene CHST12, whose product is annotated as carbohydrate sulfotransferase 12. Bases 180 to 1439 code for a protein of 419 amino acids. The record is from RefSeq and is a predicted model, not a curated record. Lineage: Eukaryota; Metazoa; Chordata; Mammalia; Diprotodontia; Phalangeridae. Gene Ontology annotation, cellular component: membrane. The transcript has 2 exons. Gene Ontology annotation, molecular function: sulfotransferase activity. Gene Ontology annotation, biological process: proteoglycan biosynthetic process; carbohydrate biosynthetic process.